CACUGUAAAUGGCCGUGUGGAGUUGUUUACGCGCCUCCUCUCUCUCUCCAACGCGCCACCGUUUAUCUUCUCUGUCUCUCCUCUUCUUCUCCUACCCUCCUUCCUUCAACGCCGAUCCCCUCUUCUCUCCGUCGCUCUCCCCAUCUCCUCCAUCUCCAACGCCGUGUUUCUACCCUCACCUUCGCCGACUGUUCUCUUCUGCACCCGGCGCUUCCGGGCUUGGACGAGAAUUCCCAAUCGGUUAUCAAGAAAUCCCUUGUGGCGAUGAUUCUUCUUUGCCGGUCCUCGCCGUCGUUGAUUUUCUCGACCGGUUUCAUCAGUUUACAGGGUUGCCUUGGUGGAUGGUUAUUUCAUCUUCCACUAUUGCUGUCAGAUUAGCAUUAUUGCCUUUACUCAUACUGCAACUCAAGAAACUGAAUAGGAUUUCAGAGCUGUUACCUCAGUUGCCUAUGCCGAUCCCAGAGACUCCAACACUAAGAGGCGCUAUUGACCAGUUUUCUCUUUUUCUUAAAGAAAAACGAGCAAUUGGGUGCCCCUCCUUUUUGUGGGUUUUCCCAUACUUAUCCGUCCAGAUUUGUUCUCAUGUACCUUUUGGCUUUCUUCAUCUUCAGCUCCCGUGCUUUUUCUUGCUGAUGGCUAGCAUCCGGAAGAUGUCACUAAAUGGUCAUCCUGGGUUUGAUUCUGGUGGUGCCUUAUGGUUCCAGAAUUUGAGUGAUCUUCCUGCUGGCUCUUUUGGACCAGUCUUUCCAGUUUUAAUUGCUCUCUUCCAUUACAUCAACAUACAGAUAUCUUUUGACUCAUCCACAGUUCGUCAAACUACGGGCUUGACCGGGUUGCUCAUGAGAUAUUACAAGCUAUAUUUGGAGAUCCUAAGUGUUCCUCUGUUUUUUGUUGGCUAUGCUAUUCCACAGGGAAGUCUUGUUUAUUGGGUAACCAACAGUUCUGUAAAUAUACUCCAGCAAUUAUCUCUCAAGCACCCUACGGUAUCAGCAAAACUUGGUUUACUGAGUCAGGGGCCCUCUCCGGGCGUUGAGCAUUCCAUGGAGAUCAGUGAAUCUGUGAUUAAGUAUGUCGACUCUGAGUUAAAAGAGCAUACCCUUUCUCUACAGACUUUAACACCAGAAGAACUUCUUUCUUUUUCAGUUCAGGUCUUGUCGAAAGGUGAUAAAGAAACAACCGUUCAGUUACUUCGAUUAGCCCUUGAGAAAGAUCCUGGAUAUGUAAGAGGUUUGGUUCUCAUGGGACAGACUUUGUUGCAGAAGACGCAGUUGUCGGAAGCUACUGAAUUUUUAGAGCUUGCUAUCUCCAAGCUUCUUGAUGGGGCUGCAUCUGAUGCUGAGGAUGUUGAACUUUUAAUGCUUGUAUCUCAAUGGGCUGGUGCUGCAUACGUACAGCAGGGGAAUAUGAAAAGCGGAAUCACACACUUGGAAAGAGUAGCUAAACUGAAAGAACCUGGUGAUCCUAAAAGUAAAGAGCAUUACUUUGAAGCAUUGCUGCUUCUUUCAAGCGCUUUGUACAAGGAAGGGCAGAGUCAUGAAGCUGCAAAGAUUUUACGAGUAGUAGUGGAUCACAAUCCGUCGUACAAACCUCUGCUAGAACAGUGUGAAGAUGAGAAUGAGCUCGUUAGCGAUCUUGUAAGUAGCAGGAAGGAUCACUUCUGAUAGUCUCCAGUUUAAAUUUUGUAUUUUUUUUAAGUAUCGGAUUCUUACGCUAUCUCGUGGAGAUGGGUCAACCUUCAAUAGUUAACAACUUUAUACUUUUAUACGUAGUAUUGAUGUAAUCCUAUUGAUAUAGAAAAAACUAAAAAUACACUAACAGUUUGUGGUGCAAUCUGUAAAAACGAAAUGUCUGU
This is a messenger RNA of Eutrema salsugineum, 1852 nucleotides long. RefSeq names its product ALBINO3-like protein 2, chloroplastic. The transcript is spliced from 13 exons. Gene Ontology annotation, biological process: mitochondrial respiratory chain complex IV assembly; protein insertion into mitochondrial inner membrane from matrix. Gene Ontology annotation, molecular function: protein binding; membrane insertase activity. Gene Ontology annotation, cellular component: mitochondrial inner membrane. The record is from RefSeq and is a predicted model, not a curated record. NCBI's taxonomy places the organism in Eukaryota, Viridiplantae, Streptophyta, Magnoliopsida, Brassicales, Brassicaceae. The coding region runs from base 9 to 1661 and encodes 550 amino acids.